GAAGCGUAAUGUUUGUAGGUGCGGACAAUUGAGAUUUCAACAUCUAGCGGUUUUUUAAUGUAACACAACUGAAAAUAAUUCAUAUCAGUCUACCAAGAAAUAUUUUUUCAAUUUCCUCGUUAUUCUGCGGGAAGCACGGUAUCUAAGAGAGCUGCGGCUUAUGUGGAGAUGGAGGAACGGGCCCGCAGCUGUCUGCUGCGCUCCAGAGAAAGAAUGGAGCUGGACAUCAAAGCGUCCUACCUGAUGGAUCACAUGAUCAGCGACGGGAUCCUGACAAACGAUGAAGAACAGAGGGUUAACAGCAAGGCCACCAGGAAAGAGCAGGCUGCAGCUCUGCUGGAUGUACUGUUGAGGAAAGACAACAGGGCCUACAUCUCUUUCUACAAUGCUCUGAUCAGAGAGAGUUAUGGAGAUCUGGCCAGCCUCCUUCAUAAUGACCUGCCUCUGCUCAGCCCUGAGGGAGAGAGAAGCUUUGCGGAUGGAGUGUCCCCCUCUGUUCAGAUGAUUCUGAGGGAAGGUGGCGUUCCGCAAAGACCUGUGGUGUUCGUGAGCCGACCGUCUCUGCUCAGCCUCAUCCGGGACAAGCUGUACCGUCUGCGGGACACGCCGGGCUGGGUCACUGUGUUUGGCAUGGCGGGCUCAGGGAAGUCUGUGAUCGCUGCGGAGGCUGUUCGUGAUACUGCUCUCAUUAGAGAGUGCUUUCCAGAUGGAGUUCAUUGGCUUUCCGUUGGUCAGUGUGAGCGAGCCGAUCUUCUGGUGAGAAUGCAGUCUUUGUGUUUCCGUUUGGAACAGGUUCAAAGUUCAGAUAUCAGUCAGCGGCCUCCCUCUUCUGUGGAGGAGGCCAAAGAACGCCUGCGUUUCCUCAUGCUCCGCAGGUUCCCUAGGUGUCUGCUGAUUCUGGAUGAUGUUUGGGACACCUCGGCUCUCAGGUCCUUUGACGUCCAGUGCAGAGUCCUCAUGACCACGCGGAAUCGAAGUCUGACCGACUCGGUUAGCGGUAAAAAAUUUGAAGUACCCAUCGAGAACGGUCUGAAUGAGGAGAAGGCGCUGGAAAUUCUCGCUUUGUAUGUGAACGGCAAGCCGCAGAAACUUCCAGAACAGGCUCGCAGCAUUGUUAGCGAAUGUAAAGGUUCUCCUCUGGUGGUCUCUCUGAUUGGCGCUCUGUUGAGGGAGUUUCCCGACCGCUGGGGCUACUACCUGCGGCAGCUCCAGAAGAAGCAAUUCAAGCGCAUCCGUAAGUCGUCGUCUUAUGACUAUGAAGCUCUGGAUCAGGCCAUGGACGCUAGCCUGCAGGUGCUGGAGCUCGAGCACAGAGACCUGUACAGAGACCUGAGCAUCAUGCAGAAGGAUGUCAAAGUGCCUGCUAAGGUUUUGUCAGUACUAUGGGGUCUCGAGUUAGAGGAAGUUGAGGACGUUCUGCAGGAGUUUGUAAAUAAAUCUCUGCUUUUUCGGGACUGUAACCAGCGGCCAUACCUCUAUUACCUUCACGAUCUGCAGCUGGACUUCCUGGCUGAGCAGAAUCGUGAUCACAUGACGGAACUACAUGAAAAGAUGGUCCGUCAAUACCAGCAGUUCUACAACAAAAGUGCACCCAGUGCCGGAGAUAAAGAAUGUUUGUAUUGGUAUCACUUCCUCCCGUAUCACAUGGCUAAAGCUGGCCUGUCUAAGGAGCUUUAUUCUCUGAUGUUUUCCUUGGACUGGGUGAAAGACAAAGCUCAGGUUAUGGGAUCUGCCCAUCUUAUCAAUGACUAUGUGGAAUAUGGUGGCAUGCUAGAUAAAGAGAAUAGUGAGGUGAGGCUGCAGUUUCAGGAGUUUCUGUCUCUGAACGGCCACCACCUGGAGCAGAGGCCGUUUCCUGAUGUUGUGCAGCUGGCUUUGUCGCAGCCCACCCACUCGGAGGUCUACAGACAGGCUUUGAUGCAGGCUCAGCAGAGGGCCAGCAGGGGGCAGCUCUAUCUCGACUGCGUCAACAAAAAUAGCAUGGACAGUUUGUCCCGACUGGUCAUGCACCCGCACCAGGGGUCCAUCUACCAUGCCUGCUUCUCUAAAGACGGGAGCAAAAUCGCUUCCUGUGGGGCCAGCAAGACACUUCGGGUGUUCAAGACCAUCUCUGGAGAGAAGCUUCUGGAGCUUCAAGCUCAUGAUGAUGAUGUUCUGUGCUGUGCCUUCUCUCCUGACGACCGUUACAUAGCAACCUGUUGCAGUGACAGGAAGGUUAAGUUGUGGAAUGUCGAGCGAGCCCUUCUGAUCAGAGAGUUUGACGUGGAACACGAUGAACAGAUAAACCAAUGCCAAUUCACCAACACCGGCCGGCGCGUCCUGCUUGCCACCUGCUCGAAUGACAAAAUCACCAACACUAAGCUGUGGAACCCAAACAAGCAGAGCUCUCAGAACACAAUGUUUGGACACAUGGAACCUGUCAAUCACUGCUGCUUCUCUCCUAAUGACGCCUACCUCGCCACUUCAUCCAGUGAUGGCACUUUAAAGCUGUUCGAGGUGUCAUCUGCAAACGAGUGGAAAACGAUCGAUGUCAAUAGUUUUUUCCCAGAGAGCGACGACGAAAUAAAAGUAUUUGUGAAAUGCAGCACCUGGUCGGCCGACGGCUCACGGAUCAUUUGUGCUGCCAGGAACGCCGUGUUUGUGUUUGAUGUUGCGACGUCAGACAUGCUUUUGGAGAUGAGGACGAGUCGUCUCAGCACAGUGCAAUACUGUCACGCCUGUCCAAACAGCAACCUGCUGGCCGUCGCUCUGUCCCAUUACACUGUAGAGCUAUGGAAUUUUGAAACCAGUAAGAAGACGGCAGAAUGCAGCGGUCACCUGAGCUGGGUUCAUUGUGUCCAGUUUUCACCUGACGGCUCACUGCUGUUGUCCUCUUCUGAUGACCAGACUAUCAGGCUAUGGGAGACAGACAGAGUUCACACCUCGUCUGCUGCGGCUCUGAAGAGGGACUCCGAUGUCCUGUUUUCACAGAACGACAUUACAGUAGUGGCAGCCGACAGCAGAAACCGACUACAGGUACGCACCGGAUCUGAUGCUUCGGUUUUCUUUGAGAGUGACAAGUUUCCGUCCAGGAUCCGCUGUACGUGUAUCAGCAGAUGUGCUCCUCAUGUGGCCAUUGGAACUGAGGAUGGAAGCGUUCAGGUGUUGGAUGUUCCAUCUGGAAAUCCAUUGGCGACGCUCUCAGGUCACACCAGAACAGUUCACCACUGUCAGUUCACUGAUGACGGUCAGACCCUCAUCACAUCCUCAGAGGACGCCACCAUCCGGGUGUGGAAGUGGAAGACAGGAGAGUGCCUUGUUCUGGAGGGUCAUCAGGAGUCUGUCAGAAAGUUCCACCUGUUAAACUCCUCAUCUUCCUCUCCGCAAAUUCUCUCAUGGUCUUUUGACGGCACCGUCAAGGUUUGGGAUCAGAACAGUGGACAUAAACUGCGGGACCUCACUUGUCAUAAAGGAGCCGUGCUGUCAUGUGACAUGUCUUCUGACGGACAGCUUUUUGUCUCCACCUCAGCUGAUAGGACAGCCAAGGUUUGGAGCAGCGUCUCGUGGGAAAUGGCGUUUCUGCUGAAAGGACACAAAGACUGCGUGCGAAGCUGUCGUUUUUCUUGGGACAGCAAGCGAUUAGCAACGGGCGAUGACAACGGAGAAAUAAGGCUUUGGAGCAUGAUAGAUGGAGCCGUGCUGAAAAUCUGUUCUCGGGACACCAAAGACUCCAUGGAUUCCCUCCACGGUGGAUGGGUGACUGACCUGCACUUCUCGCCUGAUAACCGAGUACUCGUCUCAACAGGAGGAUACAUCAAGUGGUGGAGCGUGGACACAGGAGAGGCACUGCAGACGUUCUACACAAUGGGAGCCAAUCUGAAGAAAAUCCACGUGUCACCUGACUUCAGCACUUUCGUCACCAUCGACAGCAUCGGCAUCCUCUACAUGUUAAUGAAAGUGGAAGGAGGCAGGGCCUGAAGGAAUUCCUCGUACAGUGUCUGGAAAAAAAUUUAACAAUCUUUUUAAUGCUCUUAAGAGCAAUGGAGGAAAAGUUUUUCUGGACUUUGAGGCACUUUAAACCAUCUAGGUUAUGAGGUUUUUGAAAAUCACCUGUCUUGCGAGUAGGUUUCAUGCCUUGAACAACAAUGGCUUGCUGAGACAAUCAUACUUUCUUGCUGAUAUCGUAAUUGAAUGCAAGUAGCCUAUGACCCACAUUAACCCAACCCUUCCUGGUAUAUUCAUCUUUUUUAAGAGAGCCUAUGCAUUUUUCUGAGCCCAUGCAUUUGAACAGACGCCUUAAUAUUUCUGAAAAUACAUCUGAAAAAGGCACAUCCUUAGUGACGUGCCACAGUUUUUAACAGUUUUGCAUAAGGCCCAGGUUCGAUUAGGGAUUUGUAAAAGCUGUGACUAGUGUUUCUUGUGGGGGCUUUAAAACCAACUCCCAAAUUAAUGCAGGCCUUUGUGGCACAGCAUUAAUGCAUGUCCUUUUAAUGCAUGUCGUUUUAAUGGCUGUGGACUGUAAUUUUUCCAAACCGGUGCUUUCGAUGCAGUCAGGCGUCCAGGAUGUAGCACAGUAGGACAGGCAAGUGUCACAGAAGAAACGCAAGCAGUCUAUUCAGCACUUUUGAAAUCAAUGUAAUUGCGUUUUCGGUGCUUGUAAAUUAAGGAAAUGUGACAAAUCAUACGUGACAUCCACUGUUUGUUGUAAAUCGGAGUGUUGUUUGAAAAUAAAAGUUGUUGUGGGAUACUCAGGGGAAAUCUGA
This is a messenger RNA of Triplophysa rosa, 4742 nucleotides long. It is a transcript of the gene apaf1, whose product is annotated as apoptotic peptidase activating factor 1. NCBI's taxonomy places the organism in Eukaryota, Metazoa, Chordata, Actinopteri, Cypriniformes, Nemacheilidae. The transcript is spliced from 27 exons. The record is from RefSeq and is a predicted model, not a curated record. Gene Ontology annotation, molecular function: protein binding; ADP binding. Gene Ontology annotation, biological process: regulation of apoptotic process; apoptotic signaling pathway. Gene Ontology annotation, cellular component: apoptosome. Bases 169 to 3957 code for a protein of 1262 amino acids.